This is a messenger RNA of Tauraco erythrolophus (red-crested turaco), 1092 nucleotides long. RefSeq names its product N-ribosyldihydronicotinamide:quinone dehydrogenase 2 (gene NQO2). Lineage: Eukaryota; Metazoa; Chordata; Aves; Musophagiformes; Musophagidae. The record is from RefSeq and is a predicted model, not a curated record. Gene Ontology annotation, molecular function: NAD(P)H dehydrogenase (quinone) activity. Gene Ontology annotation, cellular component: cytosol.
GGAGAAAAGUCCUGAUAGUCUAUGCACAUCAAGAGCCCAAGUCUUAACGGAUCUUUGAAGAGGGUUGCUGUGGAAGAAUUGAGCAAGCAGGGCUGCAGUGUCACAGUGUCUGAUUUAUAUGCAAUGCAGUUCGAGCCAAGAGCAACAAGAAAUGACGUUGUUGGUUGCUUGUACAACUCAGAGGAGUUCGAUUAUGCUGUGGAGACGUGGGAAGCUUACAAGACAGGAAGUUUGUCCAACGAUCUGAUUGAAGAGCAAAAAAAGGUUCAGGAAGCAGACUUACUGAUUUUUCAGUUUCCCCUGUACUGGUUCAGCAUGCCAGCAAUCAUGAAGGGCUGGAUGGACAGAGUCUUGAUCCAAGGAUUUGCUUAUGAUUUUCCAAACUGUUACGAUUCCGGUUUGCUCCAGAACAAGUUAGCCCUGUUUUCUUUCACCACUGGUGGAAGCAGAGAGGCGUAUGCAAAAGGAAGCAUCAGUGGUGAUAUUCGCUAUCUCCUGUGGCCCAUGCAGCAUGGAAUCAUGCACUUCUGUGGUGUCAAAGUCCUCGCACCUCACAUCUGCUUUGCUCCGGAGCAUGUCUCUGAGGAGAAGAGGACAGAGAUGCUGAUGGCCUGGGCCCAGCGACUGAAGACUCUUUGGAAGGAAGAACCCAUAAACUGCUCUCCUGAGUGGUAUUUCAAGUAAUGUUCAGGGACAAGACUACAGAGAGAAGAUUAUUUUUUUCCCUUCCAUUCUUUUUGUUGCUUUAUCUCAAUAUCUGAAUGCUAAAUCUCCUAAUUCAAAUGUAAUAGAAGUAUCUUGAGUACUACAGCUAGCAGCUUAACUGACAAUAUAGCAUUUCUCUUCAUUGAUUCCUCAAGGGAUUCUCUUCAGGAAUGAUGGGUGCAAAACUCUCUCUGAAGAAUCAUCCUUGCUCAUAUAAACAGUGACAUCCUGCCUACAAGUGGCUGAUAACACAAGCGGUAUUUAAUUGCAGAUUAUACCGCUGCUGCUUAUGAAACAGUAAAGUACAUUGCCAAGUUUAUUUUAAUACUUUGUACCAGCUGCCACUUUUUUUUUUUUAUUAUUUGCCAGGGAAUAUGCUGCCCAUAC